Molecule: messenger RNA, 1803 nt
Organism: Peronospora matthiolae
Lineage: Eukaryota; Oomycota; Peronosporomycetes; Peronosporales; Peronosporaceae
Source: the annotation of a GenBank genome assembly
AUGUUCGCCAAGCCUGCCAAGGUGAGCGGGAAUGUGCUGCUCAAGAACAAGGACGUCAAGACGCUGCGCCGCGACGUCGCUACGUGCUUCCCUGACUCUCUAGACGGUCCUGAUGACCCUAACCUGAAGCAAUUGCUACCGCCCAAGACCGUUGUCCAGAAGAUCCGUUUCCAAGCGCCGUCUCGGGUCGUUGUGUUUACUUCAGAGACGACUAAAGCGCCGCUGAUAUUCGAUAUGACAGGGAAAGGAGAGUACUGUUUUAGUGUAUAUGCACUCUGGCAAGCACCAGCUCUGCUGCCUCGUCUGACGGUGCACGUACCAGUAAGUACGUUUGUGCUGCGUGGAGCGGACGUGAUGCUGCCGGGCGUCGUUUUUCCAUCGCAAGAAGCGCUGCAGACGCUGCGAAAGGGAGAGCUGCGAGCUGUUUAUGUGCAAGGAAAUCCCUGCGCUAUUGCAGUGGGGGAGGUGCUCGUGGAUGCAGCCGACGUGGAACGCAGUGGCAAGAAGGGACGAGCGCUCAAGCUGUGGCAUGUGGUGGGCGACGCGUUGUGGCAAAUGGGGCCGCAAACGCUGCCAAAUGAAGGGUUUCUAGGAGACCAAGUCGUGUCUAUUGGGGGACAGAAAGGACAAUCGGAGGGUGAGGAGAAGCAGGAGGGACGAGGUAUACGAGGUGGUGACGCUGGUGGUGGGAUGUCGGAUGGGGUAGAAGACGAAGUGCAGGUAAAUGAGGAGGAGGAGAUGGAGGAGAAGAAGGAGAAAGUGACGAAGGAGCAGAUGGAUCGGUACUAUGUCGAGACUUUGCUGCAAGCACUGAGGACUUCACGGGUUCGUGAGAAAGAUCUGCCGAUGCUGGCGAGCUCGUUUCAUGCCAACGUGCUCUUGCCGUGUCGUCGAGCUGGCGUCUUGCUGAACAUCAAGCUGAGCUCGUUCAAGAAGCUGUCGGUGUACUUGAAAGGGAUGGAAGCGCAUGAACUGCUGACUGUCGUUGAUAACGAUGGAGUGAUGUCAAUUACAACGAUCUCUCGACGCCAUCGGGAUGUGCUGUCGCACGAAGUGUACGAGACCGCUGAAGAAGUGCAGCAGAAAGAACAGGCCACUGCUGACAAAGCGGCAGGUGUGCACGCUUUUGCUCCUGGUCAGUCUGCACCCGAGGUCGAAGAGAGUUUCGGCCUGUCACCUGCGCUGAGAACGUUGCUCCGGCCAAUUUUACCCGUCGCUUCUGUUGACAAACCGGUUCAAAAGUACUAUUCGCGUGUGGAGGUUCGCGACCUGGUGACUCUAUAUGUUGAAAGUCAAGGACUGGUUGACGCUGAAAACCAGAAGUUUGUGCGACUAAACGGUCUCCUCACGGAUGCUCUCUAUAGCAAGAAAGCACCUGUUGGCGGGUAUAACGAGCGCCUCUCCCGACAGGAAAUUUUCAACCUUCUGCUGUCCAAGUGUACGCAUUACCACCGAAUCAAGCUUUUUCCGACGCAUGCAGUUAAGUUCCGUGGCGGAAGUUUCCGUCCGAUCAUGAUUCUAGCUAAAAAGCUGAAGCGCCGAAACAACACGACGGUAACGUCCAUUGCGUGCUAUCAGCAGUUUGGCAUCGAAGGUGCCGCGUUUGCUAAAGAAGUGCAAAAGAAAUGGGGCUGUAGCGCUGCAGUGCGGCCAUCUGAAGACAAGAGCUUGUGCGAAGAGAUUCAAAUCCAUGGCCAGAUGGUCAACGAGGUCUUGGAACAUCUGGAGGCCAAAUAUCACAUCAACGCAAAGUUUUGCAGCGUGACAUAUGGCAAGGACGUCAAGGCCAAGAAGAACAAGUGA